Messenger RNA from Lactuca virosa, 947 nucleotides. The record is from the annotation of a GenBank genome assembly. Lineage: Eukaryota; Viridiplantae; Streptophyta; Magnoliopsida; Asterales; Asteraceae.
CGAUCAUUUUUAGCCGACUCGACCCGUCCAAACCUAAACAACCCUCUUCUUCCCCUCUCAACCUUAACAAAAACUAAUAAUCCUCACAAACCCUCUCUCUCGACUCCGCGAUUCUCUCAUCGGUCUCGAUGGCUCUCCUUGCCAGGCAAUCGCACCGCCUCGCUCUGCUGGCCUCUUCCCAAAGAGCCGCCGCAUCGAUCCACACAACCCUCCCGGCGUUAGCGGAAGGCUUAUCCUCCCCGGCGCCCUACUCUCGACCAGGUCCACCUUCGACGGCUUCCCCGGAAGGUUUAUCAAAGACGGCGGAGUUCGUGAUCUCCAAGGUGGACGAUCUAAUGAACUGGGCACGUCGUGGAUCUAUCUGGCCUAUGACCUUCGGCCUUGCUUGCUGUGCCGUCGAGAUGAUGCACACUGGCGCUGCUAGGUACGAUUUGGAUAGGUUUGGGAUCAUUUUCAGGCCUAGCCCGAGGCAAUCUGAUUGUAUGAUUGUUGCCGGCACUCUCACCAACAAGAUGGCUCCUGCUCUUCGAAAGGUGUAUGACCAGAUGCCUGAGCCACGGUGGGUGAUAUCGAUGGGAAGCUGUGCAAAUGGAGGGGGAUACUAUCACUACUCCUACUCUGUUGUGCGUGGCUGCGAUAGGAUUGUCCCCGUCGACAUCUAUGUCCCUGGUUGCCCCCCCACAGCCGAGGCUCUCUUGUAUGGCCUUCUUCAGCUGCAGAAGAAGAUCAACAGGCGUAAGGACUUCCUUCACUGGUGGACCAAGUAAUAAGUAAAACACUUCCUACUUCCGCCACCCAAUAAGCUUUCUGUAUUUCUGCUUUUCCUGUUUAUUUCUUAUAACACAUAAAACCUUCUUCUCUUCACUGCUCUUUGUAUGUUUCUAUCCAUGAUUGUUGCUUUUGUUAAACAUCCGGAUUUCAUUGAAUAAGACCCACCUGAAACAAAA